AUGCGGACGCCUAUAAAUGUCCGAAAUGUGGAUAUUGUUAUCAGAGUCCGGAUAGUUUACGACGGCAUUGGAAGAAUGCGGGGAAUAUCGGACGCGGGCGCCGGUCCCGGUCCGGGGACAGCAGAAGCUCAAGGAAGAGCAAAUGCGCUCCAUUCAAAACCAGUAAAAGGAUUCUACGAUCAUGAGAAAGUGAGAAGGAUGUGGUUGAAAGAAGAGGAGGAGGGAUCUAUGAAUGCACCGUCGACGUCAAUGCCUUCGGCGAUUCCCAAAAAACCAGAUAUUACCACAAAAGCGUAUAUAGGACCUUCUAAACCGAUUUUGCCGCGAAGAAAUACUCAAAAUGGAGCAGAUUUGCGAGCUCCCGGACCUUAUACUCACAGACCCUACUGUCUUGGGCCCGCCAAGCCACGUGUCGGCUACCCUAACCGAAAACCAAUACCUAUUCGAGAAAUACCGGUCCAAAAGGUCGAGCCUGACCUGGAUUGGUCUAUUCUGGACCGCCUAAACAGGAGCAUACGGUCGCCGACCGCCGACGAUUUGAAUAUUCCGAUGCAUUCCCGGUCGCCGAACCCGCUUACUGAUGAUUGGAAUCUUUUAGAAGCUGUGGCGUCGUCAGAGGGGCCUUCAGAAGAUGCCACAACGUCUAUAACGCUGGAAAGUUCGGUAGAGCGCAAUUGCACCAGUCCAACUGCCGAAUUUCCCGUUUACGAUUUUCUUGAGGGUUUCGAUGAAUUUCUGAAUACAAAAAACCUGGAAAAUUCGAAAAUAUCGAAUGUGGACCUAAAAAAUUCCCAAAAAUCGAGUCCAACAAAUAUUGCUGAAGCCCUGCAGAAUGUUUUCGCAAAUACCUACCAAACAUCAUCAUUUUCCCGCAAUUUACCCCAGCGAUACACACAGAGAGCCGCACGAGAGAAGGACAGAUUUCCAGUCAAUUGCAACAGAGUUUCUCCUAUCGAUGGAUCGGAUGACGUGGCAGAGGACGACGGAAAGCCGGUUCCAGUGAAUCCACGUCAGUUUGUGAGAAUUCUGAGAAGACGUGAAAUGAGAGCACGUCAAGAAGAUUCUGGAGUGAUACCCGUUGAACGACAGGCGUACUUGUAUGAAUCUAGACAUCAACACGCACUGUCGAGAGUCCGAUUGUCGGAUGGGCGAUUCGAUCCGGCGGCCCGGAAAAAUUCUGGCCAACCACCGACUUCUGAAAUAGUGCCAACUCAGCCGACGCUCAAAAGACAGUAUACGCCGAUUCGCCCCGCCCAUUCCGAUCAAGAUCCGCUUCCGAAACCGUCGGAAAUGUACAGAACAAAAGGUCCACAGGUUCCACGACUACCGACAGCCAGUAUUCGCGCUCCAGUACCUGGACCAUCGAUUGUUGCACAAUUGCGACCAACAGGAAAUACUCGAGCACCAAUUCAAACAGCGCCACGUGGAACAGCGAACAUUGAAAUUCGAGAAGAAUCGUCAGAAUUUUUGGAUUCAUUGAAUAUGUUGGCAUCAGAAGUCACAACGACUACGCUUCCAGAAUCUUUAGAAUCCCUGUUAUCGGGAAUUCUAGAAGAUUUUUCACAAGAUUGA
This is a messenger RNA of Caenorhabditis briggsae, 1572 nucleotides long. Gene Ontology annotation, cellular component: CCAAT-binding factor complex. The transcript is spliced from 8 exons. Gene Ontology annotation, molecular function: DNA-binding transcription factor activity, RNA polymerase II-specific; RNA polymerase II cis-regulatory region sequence-specific DNA binding. Bases 1 to 1572 code for a protein of 523 amino acids. The record is from RefSeq and is a predicted model, not a curated record. NCBI's taxonomy places the organism in Eukaryota, Metazoa, Nematoda, Chromadorea, Rhabditida, Rhabditidae. Gene Ontology annotation, biological process: regulation of transcription by RNA polymerase II.